AACACUUUGUAUCGAGCUGUGUGUUACGAGCUCAAUAGCACCACGUUUUGCUUUUUUUUUUCCCUCCACAGAGAAGAAUUGAGUGUUAUGGCGCCGACAGAGCUCAAAACGAAGACUAAUAAGUUUUCAGACGAAGACGCCAAGUGGAAGAAAUCCAGAAAUCGAACAGACUGCGUUAAAAAGAAGAGAAAAUGGAUUCCUGAGCAGAAGGUUUUCAAAGGCAGCGUCAAGGAGGGUCAAGGCUUUGCAUUCAAGAGGAAGCAGAAAGUUAAACAUGAGUACAACAAGCUGCUGCGGAAGGAGAAGAAGAGGAACCCAGAGUCCAAAAGGCUUUACCGAGACGAGUACCCAGAACACCUCAAACACCUGUACACGGCUGAGGCAGAGAAGCUGAAGAACGAGGCCUGGGCGAACAGAGUAAAUCGAAGUAAAAUGAGAGUGAAAGUGGAGGAGGAGGAGGGAGAUAAGGCGACUGCACGACAAAGUGAAGUCGGUGAUCCAGACUCAGGAAAUACUGCUGAUUUCGUCACACCAGCAGCCACUCAGUCAGAACGUCUUCCAGUAAGCAACCGCAUGAAGAGGAAAAUGCAGAAGACGUCCUACCAGAAGACAAAAGAAGAACUUGAGAGAAUCAGAGAAAAACGGCAGCGAAAGAAAGAAGAGUACCUGAAGAACAAGCAGCAGAGAGAGGAGGCCAUUCAGAGGUACAAACAGAAAAAGAUGGCGACGUAUCAGAUGCUGAAGAAAAAGACCAGGAAAGGACAACCUAAUCUUAACCUUCAAAUGGAACAUCUGCUUCAGAAGAUCCAGAAAACAGACAAAUGAUGAACUGAAUGAAACACAUCAGGACUUUCUCAAACCAGUAUAUUGCUGAUCAACAUCUUCACCUAUGCAGUGGAAACUGAAUCUUUGAAUUCAUUUUCCUAUCGGACCACAAGAUGGCACUGUAACAUCUGGCAAAGGCACCAAAUACUCAAGGACAGUUGGUUAUGUUUUGUUUAUCAAUAAAUGUAUAAUUGAAAUGAGAGUA
Thalassophryne amazonica is the source of this 1030-nucleotide messenger RNA. It is a transcript of the gene ccdc59, whose product is annotated as coiled-coil domain containing 59. The record is from RefSeq and is a predicted model, not a curated record. Gene Ontology annotation, cellular component: nucleus. The transcript is spliced from 4 exons. NCBI's taxonomy places the organism in Eukaryota, Metazoa, Chordata, Actinopteri, Batrachoidiformes, Batrachoididae. Bases 88 to 825 code for a protein of 245 amino acids.